AUGGACCAUUCUCGGCAGAAGAUAAGUGAGGUAACAUUUAAUUCUGGAAAUCUCAUUACAUCAUGUUCUUGCAAAUUGUUUGAGAGAUUGGGGAUUUUAUGUAAACAUGCAGUAUGUGUUUUAAAUGCAAGAAAAAUUACAAAGAUUCCAGAGUACUACAUUCUUGAUCGAUGGACAAAAGAGGCAACCAAAAGGCCAAUUUUUGAUAUGCAUGAGGGAAAUGAGGAAAAUUUGCAACAAUUUCUCGAUAAUCUUAGAGAUUUUAGUAAGAGUUUGGUAGAACAAGGAAAGUGUGUGCCAAUGAAAAAAACUCAAGAGAUUGAGCUUUUUGUUGGUCCUAGUGCGUCUUUUAACCUCAAUAUCCAAAAUCCAAUACAAUCAAAGAAUAAAGGCAAGAGACAUAGAAUAGUAGGAGAAAAGGAGGCAGCCAUUGAGCAAAGUCAGAAACCCAAAAGGAAAUGUAAAGCUUGUGGGGCAUAUGAUUAUCACGAUAGUCAUCAGUUACGUCCUGCAUUCACUUUUUUGAAGUCUUCAUGUAUCCCGCCUUAUGGUUUUGAGUCUUUUGACAGUGUGAGACCUGAGAGUCUGAAACAAUUAUGUUGUAUCUAG
Molecule: messenger RNA, 609 nt
Organism: Spinacia oleracea (spinach)
Lineage: Eukaryota; Viridiplantae; Streptophyta; Magnoliopsida; Caryophyllales; Amaranthaceae
Exons: 3
Coding region: 1-609 (202 amino acids)
Molecular function (GO): zinc ion binding
Source: RefSeq, a predicted model, not a curated record